This is a messenger RNA of Syngnathus typhle (broad-nosed pipefish), 3140 nucleotides long. RefSeq names its product thymopoietin b (gene tmpob). The coding region runs from base 799 to 1869 and encodes 356 amino acids. Lineage: Eukaryota; Metazoa; Chordata; Actinopteri; Syngnathiformes; Syngnathidae. The record is from RefSeq and is a predicted model, not a curated record. The transcript has 6 exons. Gene Ontology annotation, molecular function: DNA binding.
CGACAUACGUAGUGCUGUUUGUUUGAGCGGAUACAUUGGAGCCUCGCAGCUCACGUUUACGACCCUUUGGGCAAAUGACGUCCUGGAACCAAUAACACGAACGGGGGGCUGAUCGAUUGGGCAGCCAGCGGGUGGCGACAACGGUCCGCCAUUGACGUUCUUGGUCCAAGUCACGAAUGCAACGCGCCGUGCAGGCGUUCGUGAACACGCCCAGCCAUUUAAACCGAAUGAAUCCCCAAGCGUUGCCGUUGUGAGUUUAGACGUCAAGCCGGCCGUCUGCGCUGCUUGCUUCCAUUCUUCCUUCCUUCCAUCCUUCCCUCUUUGUUUGCGGCGGCGGAGGAGGCCCAGAGCUCCAUUCACAGGGAGCCAAUCACCGUCGCGCUUACUGGCAGCGCUCGGCCAAUGGCGCAGCGACGUGCUUGCCGGUCACGCUCCGACCGCGGGGAGGCAAGAGGCGAAUGGGCCAGUGUCUGUCGGGCAAGCUAACCGCUAACGUCUCUUGAUUUACAAUUGGAGUCUUCAGCGAGCCUUUUCCUCGGGAGCAAAGGCGCGGAAUCGCUUUGGAAAAAUCCAGACCACCCGACGAUAUUGAGCUGGGCCGGCUAAAAGGUCAACGAGCGGCUUUGUUGGGCUAAAUUAGCGUGGCUCCUGCUAGCGUCAUCGACGAGGCGCCAGUCAAUCGUGUUUGACAACAACGCGCCCGCUGCUCGCUCGCUCCUGCCCGCUGCUCUCCCGCCCCCGCCGCUGCGGUUCCGUUAUCCGCUAGCCCAUUUGCAAGGCGCUUGCUUCAAAGUCGACAUGGCCGAGUUUCUGGAAGACCCGUCGGUGCUUACGAAAGACAAGUUGAAGAUCGAGCUGGCGGCGAACAAUGUGGCGCUGCCGAGCGGCGAGCAUAAGAAAGAAGUCUACGUGCAGCUCUAUUUGAAGAAUUUGACGGCGCAGAACAGCAAGAGGAGCCCGCCUGCCGACACUUUCUCCAGCGACGACGAGCUGCCCACCCCGGUGGUCUCCAACAAAAGCCGAUCCGGCAGAAAAGCCACCAAGAAGACGGACAAGCCUCGCAUAGAGGUGGAGGUGACGGAACUCACCGAUGAUGACCUCAGACAGCAACUGGCCAAGUAUGGAGUGGACGCGGGACCCAUCGUGGCCUCGUCGCGCAAGUUGUACGAGAAGAAGCUGCAGAAGCUUCUGGGAGAGCUGGCGGCCGAGGCCCCCGCCGACGUCACCGCGCUCCCCACGGCCGACGCCGAUCAGAACGGCAACACCAACUCUGACCAGUACAGCGACAAGGAAGACGAGGAAAUGACCAGCGCCGAACCACCGGAGUCGGUUCCCGUCGUAGACAAGCCCGUGCGCAGCAGAGGGAAAACUCCUGUAGCCGUGCGGAGCGGCAGCAGACGGCAAACCAAGGUGCCGGAGGCGACCGGCGACGGCCCCGUCAAACUCGGCGAGAGCGUGGUGGAAGACAUCCUGGCCAAUGAAAUCAGCACGCCGACAGUCAUCAGCGCCACCUGCAGGCGUCCCAUCCGAGGAGCGGUGGGCCGACCGCUCAAGCCCAGCGAGUACUGGCUGGACGAGUCCCGCGUGUGCCACAGCGUCCACACGGAGAAACGCUCCUACUCGGAGUCCUUCUUGCGGGGGGCGGCCCCCUCACUGGCCACCGUGGGCGCGGUGCGCCGUGGCGGCGGCGUCCUCUCCCUCCUGCUCAAGCUGGCCCUCUUGGUGGCCGUGCUCUGCGGCCUGCUUUUUCUAGCCCAGCAGAAUCUGGAGGCGGCUCACAUCUUCCUGGACGACACGGCGGUCCGUUUCCGGGAGGUGGCCGGGCAGGCCGCCGCCUACCUGGGCCUGGGCGACGGGUCCGAGGCGUAAGGUCUGUCUGUCUGUCUGUCUCGCCUGGGCCGCCCGCGCCUCCCCUGCCGCACAACUGCGUUCACUCGACAAAAACUGGCUUCAAAGCACUUUGGACAAACCUGCCUUUCAAACGCCACUCGACGGACGGACGGACGGACGGGACUGGGUUCAGAGCGCUUUUCACCAAAGUGGUUUCCAACCGACCGGUUUGGACAAAAUUGGCUUCACGCAGGGUCCUACAUUAACAGCGGCGGGCGGGCGAUUGGCCCACGACACCUUUUGCUUUUUUAAACACGACCCGGCCAUGGCGUUUCUUGACAUGCAUUGUCCUAUUUUUGUCAAUAAAUACUGAGUAGGAAAAUGAGAAAAAACGUCCACGUGUGCGAGGCCGCCUCUGGCUCUAGCUGGCCCACGACCCCGAUGGACUUCAUGUAGGACCCUGUCGAUGGAAAAAGUGUCUUGGCAGCCUCAGAGCACAUUCAAGCAAAUGAAUUUGAAAGCUACCACUUUUGGCUCCUCCACUCCGCAGGAUUUGCAGCAGCAGCAAGCAGGCGGUUGGCGGCGGCGCCACCACAGACUCAUUUUCAUGUCCUUUCUUUUUAAAAUUUCUUGUCUUUCUGUGUAUGUAGAGUUGAGUGUAGAGGGCCACCUAAUCCACCGCAUGCUUGUAGUUUUGCUCCGCUGCGGCCACCCAUGCAUCCCCACGCUGAGGGUGUUUCUGAGGGUUUGAAAAUGGACUUUUUGAAAUUGCCGUUACAAACGGAGGACAUUGAAGUUCCUCUAGAAAUCAGGCGCCCAUUCUUCUCCAUUACCGGCUGGCUCUUUUAACAGGUGACGUUGUUUUAGUGCUUUAGUUGUGCUUUUUGGGUUAGUCUGCUCUGUUUAGAAUUAGCUUCGCAAACUUCGACGUCCUCCCACCUAGCUCGGGACCUCGCAAAGCCCUCCCUCGGCGAGAUGCAUCUUCGGCGACUGCUUACGCCUCGACAAAUUGAACCCUUUCAACGCUUCGGCCGGGAUGUGGGAAUUUUGAUAUUUUUUUAAAGGUGGUGCAUUUCCUCCCCUCCCUCCCUCCCUCCCUCCCCCAUAGCACCCUCAAAGGUAAUGCAAUACGGAAGAGUCAGAUGAGCGACUCGGUAUCUUUUGAAUUUGACUUUGGAGCAAUUUCCUCUGGAGGCAGCUUCCUUCCCCACAAUGGCCACAAAUAUUCACGGAGUUGCGUUUGGAUGGAUUUUUAAUGGUAUUUAUGAUCCAGUAGGCAAUGUAUCCUAAAAUAAACAUCCUCCUUAACA